Molecule: messenger RNA, 231 nt
Organism: Prunus armeniaca (apricot)
Lineage: Eukaryota; Viridiplantae; Streptophyta; Magnoliopsida; Rosales; Rosaceae
Source: the annotation of a GenBank genome assembly
AUGGAUGAGGAGGUUCAAGCCAUUGCCACCACAAUGCCUAGGCUGAAGCACCUUGAGAUGGCAUACCAUCUUAUCAGCACAAAAAGCGCUCUUCAAAUACUCUCAAGCUGCACCGAGCUCGAGUUUUUGGAUUUGAGAGGGUGUUGGGAUGUUCAACUUGAGGACAAGUUCCUCAAGGAAAAGUACCAAAAAUUGAAGGUUUUAGGGCCUCUUAUUCUCGGAUGCUUUUGA